Messenger RNA from Lineus longissimus, 4363 nucleotides. RefSeq lists its product as uncharacterized. Gene Ontology annotation, cellular component: nucleus. The coding region runs from base 103 to 2820 and encodes 905 amino acids. Gene Ontology annotation, biological process: regulation of transcription by RNA polymerase II. The record is from RefSeq and is a predicted model, not a curated record. NCBI's taxonomy places the organism in Eukaryota, Metazoa, Nemertea, Pilidiophora, Heteronemertea, Lineidae. The transcript is spliced from 10 exons. Gene Ontology annotation, molecular function: RNA polymerase II transcription regulatory region sequence-specific DNA binding; DNA-binding transcription factor activity, RNA polymerase II-specific.
UAACAUGCUGCACUUUGAAAAAUUUGCAGUGUUGUUUUCAUUUCUUUUGAAUGAAUUACUCCGAUUUGAAAAGCUAGUUCUGGGCGAAAACUACACACAGACAUGGAUGAAGAGCUAGUCCCAUCCCUGGCAUCCGGUCGCAGCGGCGAUCAGGUGAGGCGGCCCAUGAAUGCCUUCCUCAUCUUCUGCAAGCGACACCGCAGCAUGGUGAGGGAGAAACACCCACAAAUGGACAAUCGUAACAUCACCAGGAUCCUUGGCGAGUGGUGGGCGAAUCUUUGCCAAGAGGAGAAGUCAAAGUAUGUGGACCUGGCGAAGCAGUACAAAGAGGCGUUUAUGAAGGCUAACCCGGACUUCAAGUGGCACACAGAAAGAUCUGCCCCGGCCAGUAAGCCUAACACACGGCCUACCAACAUGCGCAAGGGAAGCUGGGAUAAGGAUGCCUCAAAGAAGUUCAUGGAGAUGAAUAACAUGGGAGGACUGUCGAUGUUACUGAUGGCCAGCCAGCAUACACAGAUACCAAGCAGCUAUGCAGAAAUCAAGCGCGCUCUCGACAUGAACUCCCAGCCCAACAAUGCAGCGCUAUUGGAAUUAGCCCAGAUGUGUUCGAAUGAAUUGAAGUCAGAGGAAGAGGAAGAAGAAGAAGAAGAAAUCAAAGAUGAACAAGUCAAAACAGAACCGCGGCCAGAAAUCGGCACAACUGCCAAGGAAAAUUGUGCAAUUUUGCGUAAGACGUUACAAUCCGUGAAAGAGUCCUGUCCAGUGACGGACGAGGCUCUCGCGACAUGUGGCCGCCAAGUUGUGGAUCACGUCAUCGAUAAGUUGUAUUCGUUGGAGAAAAUCCAGGCGGCGUCGCAGAUGAAGCAAGAACGUAAAGACCAGGAUGUGAAAGUUCCCACGUGGCAGUUGGGGGGAAAGUCGCCAAAGUCAAAAGGUGUUGCGUUUGAUUGUCUUGAUUCGGUCAUCAGGAAAGCUGUUGGUGGUUCGGCGACGAAAUCAUUCAAGGUCGAGAAGAAGGAUCCUGAAGUCUUUGGGCCCCGUUCUGCCCCACCUGUAAGUAAGGGAUUCGCACAAAGCACUGGUCAGACGGCUCCCCUGAAGAAAGAAUCUGGCGCAGUCGUUGACUUGGUGUCGGCGUUGAAGCGAAAACCUUCGACGGAGACGAGUAAUAGUGUUAUGGGUGAUGUUCAAGUGUCUAGUGUGGCCAGUCUCCCUGCAUCGUCAAGUUCAUCCGCACCAGGGCCAAUUGUUGCAGCGACUAGCCCAAAAGACGUCCCAGACGGCAGACUCCCAGAGGAUGAUGUUUUCGGUUCGGGGGAGGCAGGUAGUCGGGAGGCGAGCUGCAGCCAGGAGUCGAAUAGCCAACAAGGUCACGAAGAUGAAACGGAUGUGGCUGCGUUCGAGGACACGGAGGGAUUGCGUAAGUCCAAGCGGACGAACCGAGGCCGGAGGUACCUGGAGUUGAUAACGGAGGGAUACAUCCAGCCUCCGAAGGGGGAGAAAUCGGCAAUGAAAAAGAUGGUGCAGCAGCAGCCUAGCGUCAGUGAUGACCAAGAUGACCUGAUGGAGCCCCUCUCCCAAUCCUAUAAUCCUCCUUCCACUGCUCACACACCCAAGAAACGGCAUGCGUCCGAACCGGCACACGUCUGCCUCUCGCCAAAGAAGUAUAAAACCGGUGACUUUGACCUCGAGGCCCACAUUGCUGAGCUUCCUCCAUGCAACAUGGAGAAUCUCGCGAGGAAGAAGGCCAAGGCUCAUAAGAAGAUUCGUUGUCUCAGUGAGACCAUGCGCAAGACACCUCAUUUCUGUCAGAGUGAGGAUGAUCUCUCCCCGACCAAGGAGAGGGCACCACCAGUCGGAAGUCAGAAGCGGAAGGCCCGCAAGGCGGCCAUAACGCAUCUAGUGCCGCAGAGUCCUACCAGCAAAAUCAAAGUUCCAGCCCAGUGGCUGAAACCUACCGAAGAAGAAUGCCACACGGGUAUCCCGUCGUUACACCAGGAGGCUUCAGUGCGACGUACUCAGUGCAUCUCGAUCGACCUCGACCCAGGGGGCAGCGGAGACUAUGCAGACACUGACACAGGCAGCAUGGACAGCAGUACUUUCGCUGGGAGUGAGGUUGAGGGAGGUGGUGAUGCGGUACCGGAAGUUCCUGGGGACGCGGGAUGUAGCAAUAUGCAUGGUGGGAGCGAAUGGUGUGCCGAAUCAGGUGAUAAGCCUGAUAGGAGUGAUUUGUGUGCCGGAACGCGUCAGAAGCAUCGACAGAGCGAAUUGGGGGUGAAAACGAGUGAUAUUGAGCGAAGCACUGACUGUGAGGAAAGAAAAUCAGAAAAGGGGUACGGGAAUUUGUAUCCGAUGGAGAAAGACUUCGGACAGACAGGGUCACGUGCAGUUGUUGCCGGUGAUUCUAAGGGGAGGUUGCAUGUCAAAAGAUCUGCUGAGGAAUGUCUAGAUCUCGGCGAGGUAGGAUACGGUUCCGGUAAGCAUCACAUCAGGAAAGACUGUCAGUUGCAGUCGUCUGCCAAGGAACCGGUUUCAUUCGUGCAAAAUUCCGGUUCCGAUCUGAUAGACUUGUCGUCUGGCUUAUCGGCGGGAAAAUCCUCGUUGUCGAAUAACCGUGCCAUGAGUGUCGUAGCGGAUUCCAAGGAUCGCAAUCCGGUGAAAAUCAGUCUAGACGCAAUGCGGAGUUUGCAUGUACAGUCGUCGAAAUCGAAUCUCGUGCCUGGGUCUGAAUUCAAGAUGGACGCCGGGGCUGCGUCGCGUUGUGAUGGAGACCUCGUGGCGAGGAACGUCGCUGUUGCGAUAUGUACCUCAAGCAACUGAUGGUAUCGAAAAAUGAAAAUCUGCUUUUAAGGAUGAGAUGUCUCAAUUUUCGCAGCUCUGGAGGAAUAAUAUGCAUUCUCACGCUUCUUAUGUAAACUGGGCAUUAAUCGUGCUACGAGAGGACGUAUUUAGGAGUCAAAAGUGCUAGAUGUUAAGGAUGAACAGAUGUAGUUUAAAGGUUACCAGUCUGAGUGUCCUCUUUCCAAACAUCCCCCAUUUACUGGAGUCUAGACAUCCAGGCUUUUUGAUUCUGUCCAACUCCAGAUCACGAUUUCAAAUAAUUUUAUUUUGCCAUCAUGUAUCUACAGUGGAACCUCCCUUAGCGGACACCUCUCUACUAAGGACAAUGGGUGAUAUGAAUAAAGAGUAGUAAAUGCUUUUAUCUAAAACUCCAUGUACAUUUACACUUGGCCCUUCUGUACAAAAUUGAAGUAAAAGCUUUUGCUAGCCUUUAUUCAUAUCACCCAAUCUCUCUAUUAAGGACACUAGUUAACUCUUGCUAACCGAGGGGCAUUUUGACUUGAGGACAUUUAGACUGGACUCAACUGGAUUUUAAAUGCAGUCACCUGGUUGAAAGUGCUAUUCUACAUCCAUUUGUUGUUAAAUAUCUUUACAUGAUCGUGUAUAACUGAUCUGAGAGAUCAUCCAGUGUAACUGAUACCCUUUAAGGUUUUAAACUACAGUAGAACCUCUCUACUAAGGACACCCUCGGGACUGACAAGUGUUGUCCUUAAUAGAGAGGUGUCCUGAUUAGAGAGGUCAAAUUGAAUGGAAAGAACCAAUUUGGGACUACAACUGGUGUCCUUAAUAGAGAGGUGUCCUGAUUAGAGAGGUCAAAUUGAAUGGAAAGAACCAAUUUGGGACUACAACUAGCGUCCUUAAUAGAGAGGUGUUCUGAUUAGAGAGGUCAAAUUGAAUGGAAAGAACCAAUUUGGGACUACAACUAGUGUCCUUAAUAGAGAGGUGUCCUGAUUAGAGAGGUCAAAUUGAAUGGAAAGAACCAAUUUGGGACUACAACUAGCGUCCUUAAUAGAGAGGUUGUCCUUAAUAGAGAGGUGUCCGCUAAGGGAGGUUCUACUGUAGUUUGAAAACAAUUGACACCAUUCGACCACCCGGAGGUAUGGAUGUGUAUUGCAAAGCAUUUGUGUUUAUAGGGUACAGGACAGGGCAUGGUCCGUUUCCAAUUAAAACUUGGAGGAAAAUCUCAUUUUAAAUGCAAACAACCUAAUUUUUUUAGAAUUGUUAAAAGCCAUAUUGGAAGAGUAUAUAUAUGAAUGUUCUGGUUUAUGUUGAUGGCAUGCUUUUCAAAAGUUAAAAGUUGGUCAGAAAUUGAUGGGUUUUUGAUCCUACUUAAGCAUUUUGUAGAAGUUGAAAUGGCCAAAUUAUCUCCUAAACACCUUAAAUGACACAAGACGUCAAGUAAGCCUUACACUAUUAUACAAAAAAACUUUUUUGGUUUGAAAAUGAGAGACCAAUGAUUGGCGGGAAUGCAAUGAAAUAAUGGUAAAAUAAGCCCAAAUUAAGGAAAGCGGGGGGUGGGGGG